Molecule: messenger RNA, 927 nt
Organism: Phytophthora megakarya
Lineage: Eukaryota; Oomycota; Peronosporomycetes; Peronosporales; Peronosporaceae
Source: the annotation of a GenBank genome assembly
AUGAGGGUUAGUGCGGAGGACCUGAACUUGGAGCCAGGGGUGUACAUACGUGAAGGGUGUGAAAUGCUGGCACAAUUACGGGACCAGUGGGUCAUGCUGCCAGAAUUGAGCGAAUUGCACCCACAAUGUGACAUCGAUCAGGCCGAUGUAGGCGUCCCAGGUCGGCCCUCUCCCGAAGAUGAAUCCAGGAUGCGUGCAAUCCUGAAGCACCAUAGAAAGAUAUUCCUGGGUGAUGGAAAUCCCGCACCUGCUCCCGCCAGAGGAGUAGUGUGUGACUUCGAUGAGAUGCCAAACCUAUCGCAUUGCGCCCAAUGUCAAUUGGACCGCAUGUGGCAGUUAAGGUAUACGAGGUUAUCAAGACUCAAGAAACUGCUCGAGAACAAUCUGAUUGAACAUUCUGAAUCGCAGUGGGCAUCUCCGAUCGGGAUCGUGCUCAAAAAAAAUGGAGUGGACAUCAGGAUGUGUAUUGACUAUCGACUUGUGAAUAAUUUCAUCCAGCUGUCUAGCUAUCCGCUGCCUCUCAUCGACGACUUGCUAGUCGGUUUUGAGAAGGCGCUCUGGUUCAUGAGCCUGGAUAUGGCCAGCGGUUUCUGGGCAAUCAAGAUGACCGAAAGAGCCAGCCUUCGUAUGUCCUGGAUCCGGAUGCCAUUUGGUCUGAAAAACGCACCCCUGAUUUACCAGCAAGUGAUCAACAACUGCCUGUGGGGAUUUGUGCGUCUGCCACCAGAAGAGGAGGCAGAAGUAGACCAAGAAGUUUUGGAUUACCUGAAUCUGGACCCCCAGGAUGACGGAUCUCCAGGAUGUGGAACUCCACGAUGCAGCGGUUGUGAGAACGACCAUGCUUCUCGGUUGUUGCCGACCCUGGCGGACCAAAUGACAGUGUUCAAAAGGAACAUCCCUGCCCCAACCCAGAUGUCACCUGUCCUA